Messenger RNA from Theileria equi strain WA, 351 nucleotides. RefSeq lists its product as hypothetical. Lineage: Eukaryota; Apicomplexa; Aconoidasida; Piroplasmida; Theileriidae. The record is from RefSeq and is a predicted model, not a curated record. The transcript has a single exon. Bases 73 to 192 code for a protein of 39 amino acids.
UGAACCCAGAUAGGUCAGAAACCCAGUCAAUCAGGGCUUUCCAAGACAUAUUUUCCAACUGUAACAUUUCCCAUGGGAUUCAUGAUCCAACAAUGCAGCUGCGCUGGCAAGCACCUACAAGUAUCGGAUACACAUUCAUUGGUAGACAUGUGCAGUUGGAACCAAGUCGUGAUAAGUACAAGGUUCAUUUAAAAAUAUAAGAUAGCUUGGUUUUGGAGUCCCUUUUGGGGUAAUUACGUGUGGAUUUCUCACAAUUGGUAGUUACCAGGGGUUGUAAUAUCACAGCUCCUUGAAAUCUAGAAUUUAUGGGAUAUAAUCCUACCACUCUAAGUUUUAUAUCUAAAUGUGUGA